Molecule: messenger RNA, 1100 nt
Organism: Prunus avium (sweet cherry)
Lineage: Eukaryota; Viridiplantae; Streptophyta; Magnoliopsida; Rosales; Rosaceae
Product: seven transmembrane domain protein
Source: RefSeq, a predicted model, not a curated record
GCUGGCUCUCAAGUCGUCAUCCAACUCUAGUGGAGAUCGCAGUGUCCCAAGUCUGAGACGGAGAAAGAAAGAAAGGAGGAGAAAUGACGGUGUUUCACUUCUUCAACUGCGCGAUUCUGACGUUUGGCCCUCACGCCGUCUACUACUCCGCCACCCCCCUAUCGGAGUACGAUACACUUGGGACCUCUGUCAAAGCAGCUCUUGUUUAUCUGGGAACAGCUUUAGUGAAGCUCGUUUGUCUGGCCACUUUUCUGAAGGUAUCCGACAAUGAAAGCUUCGAUCCAUAUCAGGAAUUUUUGAAAGCUCUGAUUGGUUUUAUAGACGUUGCUGGCCUUUACUUUGCUUUGACUCAGUUGACCCACAGGAAUAUCUCUCAAAAUCAUAAAUUCCAAGCAGUGGGACUUGGAUGGGCUUUUGCUGAUUCCGUUCUCCAUAGAUUGGCACCGCUGUGGGUGGGUGCUAGAGGACUAGAAUUUACCUGGGAUUACAUUCUUCAAGGCCUUGAAGCAAAUGCCAAUCUGGUCUUGAGCAUCUCCCUUGCUGCAUUGGGCUCUUUGAUGUGGCUGCGGAAAAACAAGCCUAAGACGCUGAUUCCUAUAAUAUACACCUGUGCAGGGAUCGUGGCAACCAUGCCAUCUAUCACAAGCUAUCUGAGGCGAGGCCUGGGUUGGCACUUUCCAGAGGUUGUAGGGUUUCAACUCUUUACCUCUCUGGUCAUGGCCUUCAUCAGUUGGCAGCUCUUUGCCGCAUGUCAGAGACCUUCUGCCUGAAGCAACCAAUCAUAAGCCCCAACACUGGACUAUCAGUCAGCAAAGGUCUUUUGGAUCAGAAUAUCCUCCAUUCUCCUUCGUAUGGUUACCGUGUGGUUUCAUUUUUUUAGAUCAUUGAUAUGUAGAGAUUCUUUUUUAUAUCUAAUUUUGAUCAGCGGACCCUUACUCACAUUGCAAACUGAGAGAGUAUUCAGUAUAACAUCAAAUCAGUUUCUAUGGGUGAACUUGUCUGGAGUUUCAAUGGAAGUUGAGAUAAGUGGGUUUAUAUCUCAUAUUUCAACUUUUGUGAAUUUUGCAACACACAUCCAAACCCGAAUUUUAUUUGUCUAA